AUGGUAACAUUCCUAGCUACUCCUAGGAAUGUGACAUUCCCAGCUACUAAAAGGAAUGUAACAUUCCUAGCUACUCCUAGGAAUGUAAAAUUCCUAGAUACUCCUAGGAAUGUAGCAUUCCCAGCUACUCCUAGGAAUGUAACAUUCCUAGCUACUCCUAGGAAUGUAACAUUCCUAGCUACUCCUAGGAAUGUAACAUUCCCAGCUACUCCAAGGAAUGUAACAUUCCCAGCUACUCCUAGGAAUGUAACAUUCCCAGCUACUCCAAGGAAUGUAACAUUCCUAGCUACUCCUAGGAAUGAAACAUUCCCAGCUGCUCCAAGGAAUGUAACAUUCCCAGCUACUCCUAGGAAUGUAACAUUCCUAGCUGCUCCAAGGAAUGUAACAUUCCCAGCUACUCCUAGGAAUGUAACAUUCCCAGCUACUCCUAGGAAUGUAACAUUCCUACCUAUUACUAGGAAUGUAACAUUCCCGGCUACUCCUAGGAAUGUAACAUUCCUAGCUGCUCCAAGGAAUGUAACAUUCCCAGCUACUCCUAGGAAUGUAACAUUCCUAGCUACUUCUACUAAUGUAAAAACCAUUCCCACUACUCCUAGGAAAGUAGCAUUCCUAGCUACUCCAAGGAAUGUAACAUUCCUAGCUACUCCUAGGAAUGUAACAUUCCCAGCUACUCCUAGGAAUGUAACAUUCCUAGCUACUCCUAGGAAUGCAACAUUCCCGGCUACUCCUAGGAAUGAAACAUUCAUAGCUACUCCUAGGAAUGUAACAUUCCCAGCUACUCCUAGGAAUAUAACAUUCCCAGCUACUCCUAGAAAUGUAACAUUCCCAGCUACUCCAAGCAAUGUAACAUUCCUAGCUACUCCUAGGAAUGUAACAUUCCCAGCUACUCCUAGGAAUGUAACAUUCCCAGCUACUCCUAGGAAUGUAACAUUCCCAGCUACUCCUAGGAAUGUAACAUUCCUAGCUACUCCAAGCAAUGUAACAUUCCUAGCUACUCCUAGGAAUGUAACAUUCCCAGCUACUCCUAGGAAUGCAACAUUCCCAGCUACUCCUAGGAAUGUAGCAUUCCCAGCUACUCCAAGCAAUGCAACAUUCCUAGCUACUCCUAGGAAUGUAACAUUCCCAGCUACUCCUAGGAAUGUAACAUUCCCAGCUACUCCUAGGAAUGUAACAUUCCCAGCUACUCCAAGCAAUGUAACAUUCCUAGUUACUCCUAGGAAUGUAACAUUCCCAGCUACUCCUAGGAAUGUAACAUUCCCAGCUAUCCUGAUGGUAACAUUCCCCAGCUAA
This is a messenger RNA of Macrobrachium nipponense, 1290 nucleotides long. RefSeq names its product mucin-2-like. The coding region runs from base 1 to 1290 and encodes 429 amino acids. The transcript is spliced from 2 exons. The record is from RefSeq and is a predicted model, not a curated record. NCBI's taxonomy places the organism in Eukaryota, Metazoa, Arthropoda, Malacostraca, Decapoda, Palaemonidae.